Messenger RNA from Phascolarctos cinereus (koala), 1154 nucleotides. NCBI's taxonomy places the organism in Eukaryota, Metazoa, Chordata, Mammalia, Diprotodontia, Phascolarctidae. The record is from RefSeq and is a predicted model, not a curated record.
GUGAGUCGCCAGCCGACCCGCGGAGAGUGAGAGGGCUGAUAAUGGCCAGGGUCUCCUGGGUCCCGCCUUCAGGGCAGUCCCCGGUCGCGAUGCAGUCCGGCCUGAGCAGCGGCGACGCGGCCACUGGCACCAACAGUUUCUGCGACUUCGGCGCGGCGUCGAGCAAGUUCCAGCUGGUCUUCCUCGGGGAGCAGAGAGCCCAGCUGCUCCCCUCGCCCACAGUAGGGAAGACUUCACUCAUCACCCGAUUUGUGUAUGACAGCUUCGACAAUACCUACCAGACCAUGUACCUGGAGGAUCAUUCAGUCAAGCUGCAGCUAUGGGACACUGCCGGCCAGGAGCGCUUCCAAAGCCUCAUUCCCAGCUACAUCCGGGAUUCCACUGUUGCCGUUAUUGUUUAUGAUAUUACAAAUCUCAACACCUUUUAUCAGACAAGCAGGUGGGCAGAACGAGCUGGGGAUGUCAUUAUCAUGUUGGUAGGGAACAAGAAUGACCUGAGCCACAAGAGGCAAGUAACAUUAGAGGAGGGAAAACAAAGAGCCAAGGAAAUGAAUGUCAUGUUUAUUGAGACGAGUGCCAAAACUGGACACAACGUCAAACAGCUCUUCCGGCGAGUGGCUACUGUACUUCCUUUCAUGAAUAGUGUCUCAGAUCAAAGCAAAAGCGAAAUGGUGGAGAUCAUGCUGGAGAAGUCCCAUGAGCCAGUUGCUGAGGGCGGCGGCGGCCGCCGCUGUUCCUGCUGAGCCUCGCUCCCCUGCAUUCUCCUCGGGUAGCCAGCCUCCCCUACUUCCCCGUGGGCGGGAUCUAUUUACUGGAUUUGGGCCUCGCACUUCCAGAUUUGCUCCCCGAUCUGAAGCCCCCGCCUCCCUUUCCCGCGCGUGGACCCCGCAGCGGGUGGAGGCUGGAAGCCGCGGCCACUUGGCCAGUUUCAACCCCGAGGAGCCGAUCCCCGGCGGCCCUUUCCAAGCCUAGUCCGGAUGGCCUCCAGCCUUCCCUCCUAGUCCCCGACCCUUGUUUGCCCGACUUGCCCUGACCUUCCCCGUGCAUUCACUUCUUUAAUAAACGGCUAGUCUUCGCCCCCGGCCCCGCCGCCGAGUGCCUCUGCCCAUCUUGGCCGCCGCCCACCCCCUCCUUUUGGGGACUCUUGCCCUUUG